This is a messenger RNA of Eubalaena glacialis (North Atlantic right whale), 2163 nucleotides long. It is a transcript of the gene MIA, whose product is annotated as MIA SH3 domain containing. The transcript is spliced from 4 exons. Gene Ontology annotation, biological process: extracellular matrix organization. Bases 1708 to 2100 code for a protein of 130 amino acids. Gene Ontology annotation, molecular function: protein binding. The record is from RefSeq and is a predicted model, not a curated record. Lineage: Eukaryota; Metazoa; Chordata; Mammalia; Artiodactyla; Balaenidae.
CCCCAGCCUCCUGCUCCACUCCCUCCAUUAAAGAGGAACAUCAGUGUUGGAAGCAUUUGAACAUCAGGGUUUGUGGCACCAGAUGCACACUUUCGCCUUGUAGGAUCUGAAAGAUGAAAAGGGGAAGGCGAUUGCCGUCUUCACUAAAUGGCGCAGUGUUACUGCAGAUGGCUCGUGGGAACGCGGGGUCUGUGGUCCGUGGAUCCUGGUUUCUACCGUCCGCCUGCUGGGGGGCUCCCUGGCUGUUUCCUCCAUGGGCAGUUAAUGUCUGCACUCUGAGCUUCAUUUUCUUCCUGUGCAAAGAGGACUCUUCCUGUGUUAAUACUGUGGUGCACCGCCCACCCCCCACCCCCCCCACUGCCGCCCCACCGGGCACAUAGCAAGCACUGAAUAAAUUCAGCAAAUAACUUGCCGAGUACCUAUUACACACUAAGUACUGCUCUUGGCACAGGUUGUGCGGUGGCAAAUGAAAUAGACAAGCUAAUUUCAAAUGCUGGGUUCUGAUAGAAGCAGAACUGACAUAAUGGGGUGAUGUGUUGGUGGAGCUGGGGAGCAGUAACGGGUGAUCAAGGGAAGCCCCUCUGAGGAGGUGAUAUUUGAGUAGAGCUGUUUGAUGGUCUCAUGGUACUUGGUGCUGGGUGUUGGGUAUGUGGAGAUGGCUUAGGCCCAGUCUUUGCCCCUGAUGAAUUCUUCCCCACCCCAAGCCUGUGUAUGUCCAUCCGCUUCCCCUAAAACUAAAGUUCGGACUUGCUGACCAGGGGUGAGAAUACCUGAGGAAAGAGGUGGGUCUUCAGGCAUGUGGAUCUCUGUUUGAAGCACAGUUUUAGAAAUGAGACUUGAGUACAAAUCCUCUGCCACUUUCUCAUUCUGACCCUGGGCAACUGACUGAGCUCCAAGAUCAGCAGUGAUGGGUGUGGGCCUGGAGCCAGAUCUAGCCCCUCCACUUCCCAACUCUGUAACCUUUAAGGCUCUGUGCUUCCAUUUCUACGUAAAAUGGGGUUAUGAUCGCUCCUCUUAAAGGUGGUGCAGGGUAUACAUUUGAGUUAAUAAAAAUAUGCAUGGUGAAUGCUCUAUAAAUAACUACUAGUUUUUAUUAUUUCUAUUUCAGAUGAGAAAGGUGAGGCUCUGGGAGGAGGAAUAGCUUAGCCCAGGUCACCCAGUCAGGAAGUGGCUUAUGAGGAUAAAUAGUGAUCGUGGUAGGGCAUCGCCUAGCCUAAGGUCCAACAUAUAAUAUUCACUCCAUACUUGGGAGCUGGGACUUCCUGGCAAUCAGAGGGCUGCCUUGUUCUGCUGCCCCUCAGCACAGGAAAUUCCAAGGUGGUUUUUCCAUACUGGCUCCUCUGGUUCUGUCCCUGCGGGGGAGAGCAGAGGGGCCCAGGUCCCCAAGCCAACUCAUAAAAGAUAGAAUUGAAUAUCUUAACUUGCCUGUCUUAACCCCGUCUCUGUUGAGGGGGUGGCUGUUACUUGGAGUGGCCUGGGCUGCCUGGAGCCUAUCUGGGUGUUUGCUUGUGCUGGCAGCCCUCACCCUGUCCUUGAAAUGGUUCUGGCUGGGUAGCAGAGUCUAGGUGGUGUGGGUGAAAUUUGGGGCUGGUUUAAGGCGGGGACAAGGCCCAGCACACAGGCCUCCUUGUGCUGCUGGAGAGGGAGGGCAGGAGGGCAGUGGAGACCCCAUUCCUCCCUUAGGCUCUCCCUUGCUCACAGUCCACGAUGGCUCGGUCCUCCGUGUUUCUAGGUGUUGUCUUGCUGUCUGCCUUCCCAGGUCCUAGUGUCGGGGGCCACCCGAUGCCCAAGCUGGCCGACCGGAAGCUGUGUGCUGACGAGGAAUGCAGCCACCCCAUCUCCAUGGCCGUGGCCCUUCAGGACUACGUGGCCCCCGACUGCCGUUUCCUGACCAUACGCCAGGGCCAAGUCGUGUAUGUCUUCUCCAAGCUGAAGGGCCGAGGGCGGCUCUUCUGGGGAGGCAGCGUUCAGGGAGAUUACUAUGGAGACAUAGCUGCUCGCCUGGGCUAUUUCCCCAGUAGCAUUGUACGCGAAGACCAGACCCUGAAGCCUGGUAAAACUGAUGUGAAGACAGAUAAAUGGGAUUUCUACUGCCAGUGAGCUCAGUCUACCGCUGUCUCUGCUGUUGUUUCUCGCUGACUUUAUGCAAAUACAUCAGCCAAG